AUGAGUCGGGCCCGGCGUCAGAUUCUAGGCGCUUGCCUCGGGGUUUUCCUAUUGCUCCUGUUUUACCGCUAUCAUCGCACAAACGACGGCGUUCAUCCCUCGACCACUCCACAGGCUGCACCCGAAGUCAUUCUGAAAUUUAAAAUCAACCCAAAAUAUUUAUGGAGAAAAAUACCCGUGCGAUACCCAGUUACUGAAGUCCAGCAACUACCCGUCACACCGCAAAAGACGCUACCAAAGGUCCAAUCGGCAGACUCCAAAGUAUCCCGUCUCAAUUUGGACACGAGGCAGUCGGCCGCGAAAGAAGCCUUCGAACGAUGUUGGAAGUCAUACCAGUCGCUUGCUUGGGGCGCAGAUGAGCUUGCGCCUCUCAGUGGUAGUCCGAAAAAUAUGUUGGGGAAAUGGGGUGCUACCCUAAUUGACAACCUUGACACACUGUGGAUUAUGGGGAUGCACGAUGAAUUCAAGAAGGCUGUGGCUGUGGUCGCAAAUAUCAAAUUUGAAGAUGCACAGCCCUCCGAAAUUAAUACCCAUGAUUUCAACAUCCAUUUACUCGGAGGCCUGCUGGCGGCAUUUGAUCUCAGCGCUGAUCAGAAAUUGCUAGAAAAGUCCAUUGAGUUGGGUGACAUGCUUUACGUUGCCUUUGAUACCCCAAACAGAAUGCCCAUCAUACAUUGGAAUGCAAAUAAAGCUGCCCACCGAGAGGAGCAGAUUGCGGAGGAGAAUGUACUCGGUGCGGAACUGGGCUCGUUCAUAUUGGAAUUUACAAGGUUGUCUCAGAUCACCGGAGACCCAAAAUACUUCGACGCGGCCCAGCGAGUCAUGGAAUUGUUUGAUACGAAACAGGAUACCACCAAACUGGCAGGGCUGUGGCCUGUCUCCGUGAAUGCCAAAGAAGAGCUUUUCGAUGACGAUACCUUCACGCUAGGCGCCGAAGCCAGCUCUCUAUACAAGUCGCUACCUCGGGCGUACGCAUUGCUAGGAGGGAAAGUGCCCAUGUAUCGCAAGAUGUACGAGAAUGCCACGCUUACAGCCGCAGGCCACAAUGUAUUCCGACCAAUGAACCCCGAGGGCAAGGAUGUGCUCCUUUCUGGUACUGUUAGAGUGGCCAUGACAGAUAAUGGGAAUUCGCAAACACACCUAGAGUCCCAAAUGCGAUACCGAUCUUGUUUUGCGGGAGGUAUGUUUGCACUAGGAGGGGCACUACUCAACAUCCCCACCCACCAAGAAAUCGCCCAUAAGUUGGUUGAUGGAUGCAUUUGGGCUCAUCGGGUCGUACCACUGGGGAUUAUGCCCGAAGCGUUUGACGUAGUUCCAUGUGCAUCGCAGACAAACUGCCCAUGGAGCGAGUGGCUUUGGAAGCAAGAGGUGUGGAAAAAGGCGAACAGUCUCGAGCCAGAACCAAACCCAACUCUGAACGUCGAUAAUUUCAUCAAAGAACACCGUCUGCCCAAGGGGUUCAUCGGAAUCUCGGACACUGCUUAUAACUUGCGCCCGGAAGCGAUCGAAAGCAUGUUUACCCUCUACCGCAUCAGUGGACGCGAAGACCUACUCGAUGCGGCCUGGAAUAUGUUCCAGGCGAUGCAAAGUGCGACGCAGACGAAGAAUGGAAAUGCUGCCAUCGUUGCUGUCACGGAUGAGGGUAGCGAACUGACUUUGAAAGACUCGAUGGAUAGCAUGUGGAUGUCGCAGACACUCAAAUAUUUUUAUCUCAUGUUCAGCUCUCCAGACUUGAUUAGUUUGGAUGAGUUUGUUUUCAACGCUGGAGGGCACCCGCUGAAACGUCCCAAGACAUUAUGA
This is a messenger RNA of Penicillium verrucosum, 1800 nucleotides long. RefSeq names its product glycoside hydrolase family 47 protein. The transcript has a single exon. Lineage: Eukaryota; Fungi; Ascomycota; Eurotiomycetes; Eurotiales; Aspergillaceae. The coding region runs from base 1 to 1800 and encodes 599 amino acids. Gene Ontology annotation, molecular function: mannosyl-oligosaccharide 1,2-alpha-mannosidase activity; calcium ion binding. Gene Ontology annotation, biological process: N-glycan processing; carbohydrate metabolic process. Gene Ontology annotation, cellular component: endoplasmic reticulum; Golgi membrane. The record is from RefSeq and is a predicted model, not a curated record.